Podarcis raffonei (Aeolian wall lizard) is the source of this 2926-nucleotide messenger RNA. Its product is annotated as formin-1-like. The record is from RefSeq and is a predicted model, not a curated record. Lineage: Eukaryota; Metazoa; Chordata; Lepidosauria; Squamata; Lacertidae. The coding region runs from base 222 to 2252 and encodes 676 amino acids. The transcript is spliced from 4 exons.
UUUAGCAGAAGGCAGCCGCAGAAGCAGGACUGGGCAUCCUCUCUUUUCCUCUGCACCUGCGGCAAUAGCUGAGCCCAGGAGCGAGCUGCACUUCUCACAAGGAAAUGUUACUGUAGAAGAUUAGUCAGAUGCCUCCUCUACUUUCCUUGCAUCACAUGGUGUGUCAUGCAAGGUUAGAAAUACUGACCUCAUAAUUUAAAUUAAAUAAUUAGACAAACACAAUGGAAGGCACUUAUACUGUCCUCCAGUUGCACAGACCCAUUAUGGAGCUUUGCUACGUCAGCUUCUAUCUCCCAAAGGGGAAAGUCAGAGGGUUCACAUACAAGGGCUGUGUAACUCUGGACAAAUCCAGUAAACAUUAUCAUCGCUGCUAUCGAGUGAGCGAAGGCUCGGAGGCAGUAGGAUCGAGAGGGCAGACCUGUGAAAACAUUGGAGACAUCUUCUUCAAGCAAACAACUACUAAGGAUAUUCUCACUGAGUUGUAUAAACUGAAUGCUGAGAAGGAGAGGCUGUUGGCUACUCUCCUUAGUUCAAGCUACAUUCUAGGUGUUAAAAUGGGGAACCAGGAGGGGAAGCUGCAAGACAUUUCUGAAAGCCUGAAAUAUAGCCAUGAUGGCAGACAGGGUUUCAAAGAUCAACAAGAGUCUCUUUCGGGAUCUAUGGAGAAGAGGUCCACUCCAAAAAACAAAAAAACCAGGAGAUUCAGCAAACGGAGAGAGAGCAUUGAGGACUUCAUAAACAAGAAAAUGAAAAGGAAGACACCUGGCGUUUUGGAGCCAGCAGCAUUAAACAGCAAAGCAAUGUUGUUGGGAAAUGAUAAAUUUCUUUCUGCCAAAUAUUCCAGCUCAUUUGCAUGUUCUCGUCAGGAGAAGGUGGAAGACAGAGACGAUUUAUCAUCAGAUGUGAAUAAACUAGCAGAAGGAUCAAGGAGAGAGUGGUAUUUGCUUGAGAACAGCCGGGCUUUGGGGUCUGAUACAGAUCUCUCUGUUUCUUUCUCUGAGUACGACAAUGAUGUGUUUGGACACUGUUUUGCACAUAGCCAUAGUCUGCUAGAUGAUGUAGAGGACACCCUUAAAGGGAUCCAGGAGCAGCAGAGCAGCCCGUCGCGGACCUCUUUCCAGGGAACGUCAACCAAUGAAUCUGAGGCUUUUGAGAAGACCUCAGCCUCUGAAAUGGUGCACGGUUAUGAGCGUAUUGCAGGAAACUGCAAAAGCAAGCCUCAAGUUGGAGUGGUCUCAAAAGCGGAAGUCUCUGAAUGUUACCUGCAAAACGUUGGACGCGCCUCUGUGGAAUACUGCGAAGUACCUUACGCCUCAAGUGAGGGGAGCAAAGAAUCAGUCAGUUCUGGUUUUGCCACUGUAAAACAGGAGAAAGAACAGAAAGGCUAUAUUCCACAACAUAAAGGAGAACAAGACCAUGUUAUUGACGACUCAUGUAGUCUAGCGGGAGUCGUCAAUAAAACCUUACUGAAAGUUACACAGUAUGACAGAUUAGAUGAAACGGCAGAAUGGAAGCGAUUACAGGCUGUUACAAGAGCAGACAGAAGCCCAGCAGGCUUGGUGUAUGAAAAAAGAGCUACGGUACCCCAGGAGGACAAAAAGCAUUUGUCUUUACACCUGCCGAUAAAUCUGAAUCCCGAUACUUGCCAGGCAAGGACCAUCAUUAAACAGGAAGAUAAAAGGCCACUGUCUCCGUCCUUAGUAGCAAUUAGCAAUGUUUUUAAUAAUUCCUAUCCACUGUCCAAUACAUACAAACAGAUGUCGCCUCUUCCUUCGCCUUUAUCCUCAAGUCUGCCUAGCCCACAGCUACACCACAGAAUACUUCCAUUGCCCAUGCUUGACACUGAAGAAGAGUCUGGCGCUAGUGAUGAUUGUUCAAGACAUUCCACUACAAAUUUCUCAUUGGGCAAAGAUUUUGAAGCACAGUUGCAACUCAGGUUUUCUGAAUUUGGACAUCCCGGACUUUCUGUGAGACAACCAGGGCUACAUCAAGUUGCCAGUGAGGACGACUUUGAAAAAAGCACCCUUCAAGACAAAAACCGUGUUCAACUACAGCACAAACUGCACCCAGGUAUUCCAGCAGAUGCUGCUUUGAAGAAUGACUUUUCAGAACAGGCAGCUAAUAUACAUGCCACAAAUAAAGAUGGCGAUGCCUGGGUUUUAGGUUGCAGGUUGGGAGAAUCUUAUCCAUCUACCUGUUUCAGUGAGUCAGAGAGAGCUGACAGAAAUUCACUGCGCCUGGACCUAAAUUGAUAGCAACUUCAGAUCCGUAAUGCAGCUAUUUCACAGGCCGUUAGAAACACUGCAUACAUCAGUUUCUUUUAAAGACACAAUAUCUGUGGAAAGAUGCUGUGAAUAAUCUUCCAAACCCUGUAAGAUUUUAUCACCCUAUUCUGAAAUUUAGCAGUUAUUGCUUUUUGAUAAAUCACCUGUACAUCUACUUACAUUAUAACACCACAGAAUUAAGUGAUAGGCCCUGCCUUUUCAACAGUUAGCAGUGUUCCCACAUGUUGUAAUUGAAUCUGUUUGUAAAUUUAUUUGUUAUUAACUCUGUAAACAAUAAACUGUACCUAAAAUAUUUUGCCUAUUUUUGCAUUUUUAAAUGUGUGCGCCUGCAGAGCCUGGAAAAGAAAGAGAUAUUUACACGAAGUGUCACAUCCACAAAACAGAGAUCCAAAAAUGAAGCAAAAUUUAUAAAUAAUUAGUGAGAGAUGUAAAAAAAAAAUGUAAAGUUCUGAUUUAUGGUAAUUCUAGAGUUGCUUGUUGACCAUGUAUCUUCAGGUCACUGCUUUAAUACAGUCCUGUUGCUUAUAUUUCAAAUUGCUUGCUUCUUUGGUGUUUCGGAUUAUUAUAGCAAGCUUAAACCUCUAGUGGUUAUAAGGCUGUACAGCCAAAGCUGUGAUUCUGCACAUAUGAAAAUAAUAGUU